GAUUCACUUUUUAAAGAGAUAAUUUGCACGCACAAUGGAGGAUGAUCAUUGUAAUAUAAGUCUGGCGAAGCUUAAGAGCAGAGGUCUGACUCCGCUCUACCCCAGUAAUAUGAAUCCCGUCAAAGAGAACCCGUCCGACUUCCUGAUCUGCGGAGGAACUACAUAUGUCCCAGAAGAUGGUAUAACUGGGGCUCAGCUGAUGUCUGGUGGGGAUGGGUUGACCUACAAUGACUUCAUUAUUCUACCCGGAUAUAUUGAUUUCCUGCCGGGGGAGUGUGAUCUUACAUCAGCUUUCACUAAGAAAAUCACGAUUCGGUCCCCUCUAGUUUCCUCUCCCAUGGACACCGUUACAGAGGCAAGCAUGGCGAUUGCAAUGGCGUUGGGCGGCGGUAUUGGGGUUAUUCAUCAUAAUUGCACCCCAGAAUACCAGGCCCACCAGGUUCAGAAGGUGAAGAAGUAUCAGCAUGGUUUUGUUCUGGAUCCUAUAACUCUCAGUCCAGAACAUACGGUUGGAGAUGUUGUGAACGUGAAGAGAAGUCAUGGAUUUACUGGUAUACCUGUCACAGAGUCAGGACGGAUGGGAUCGGUCCUGGUCGGUAUAGUCACCAGCAGGGACAUUGAUUUUAUUAUCGAGAAAGGAGAAGAGGCCCAGAAAACUAAACUCGGUGAGAUAAUGACCGGCAAGAAGGACCUGGUGACUGCAACGGCCGGCAUAACCCUACGCGAGGCAAACAGGAUUCUAGAAACCUCUAAGAAGGGAAAACUUCCCAUUGUCAACGAUGACGGAGAAUUGGUUGCUCUGAUUGCAAGAACAGAUUUGAAGAAAUCCCGUGAAUUCCCCCACGCCAGCAAAGAUGAGAAUAAUCAGCUGCUCUGCGCUGCAGCAAUUUCUACUAGGAUUAAUAUGAUCCGUUGUAUCAAGGAGAAAUAUACUAAUAUGCAGAUUAUUGGAGGGAAUGUAGUAACUGCCUCCCAAGCUAAGAACCUGAUAGAUGCUGGAGUUGACGGGUUAAGGGUUGGGAUGGGGAGUGGAAGUAUCUGUAUCACCCAGGAGGUUAUGGCAGUGGGCAGACCUCAGGGUACAGCUGUAUACAAGGUUGCGGAGUACGCCCGACGGUUUGGAGUUCCUGUGAUAGCAGAUGGAGGAGUUCAAUCUGUUGGUCAUAUUAUGAAGGCGUUGUCUCUGGGUGCUAGUUCUGUGAUGAUGGGUAGUUUACUGGCUGGUACUACUGAAGCACCUGGAGAUUAUUUCUACCAGGAUGGAGUAAGGCUAAAGAAGUAUCGUGGAAUGGGAAGCCUUGAGGCAAUGGAACAGAAGGGUGGAGGAUCAGCUGCCAUGGAGAGGUAUUUCCACAAGGAGAGUGAUAAUGUGAAGGUUGCUCAGGGUGUAUCCGGGUCCAUUGUAGACAAGGGAUCUGUCCUCAGAUAUCUACCCUAUCUAGCCAGAGGGUUGCAACACGGCUGUCAGGAUAUCGGAGCUCGGAGUCUCUCAAUCCUCCGAUCCAUGAUGUACUCCGGAGAGCUCAAGUUCGAACGAAGAACUCCCUCCUCCCAAUACGAGGGAGGAGUUCACUCCCUUCACUCAUUCGAGAAGCGUCUCUACUAGCUAGAGACCCCCAGCAGUUCGGUUACAGGGUGAGGAGGAUUAAACCGGAGCUGGAGUAGAUGUAGAUCCUCAUUGCACACCCUGUACUAUCUCUCUCUGCACAAUUAUACUCGUGGCAAUAAAUGUACUCAUUAUUGAAAAGGAGAAAAUUCCGCAACUUUCCGACACUUUUUGCGGAUUUUUCGGAAUUUUCUCCUGUUUCAAUCUUAAUGUUUCAAACGCAUAUUAAAAUCAAUUGGUCGUUGUUUACUAACUCUAUUUUUCUACAUUUCGAUUGAUAUGUUCUCUAUCUGGAGCUUUGCUGUAUGAAGAAGCAACAAAAAAUCUCAUUUUGAUCUCCAUUUAUUAUUUUAUACUUUUCAUACCGACAUAAUGAAUUCGACAAAUGGUGCCAAACAUUACAUGAAUUUUUUUUAUUUUUAUACUUCAUACUAAAUUUUUGUUUAUUACUUUAGUUAAUUUAGUUCAAUUCAUUUACAUUCUAUAAAAUUAGUUACAUUUUACACUUAAUAAUAUUGUUUCAUUUGAUAAAUUAAUGUUAAGAUAUUGAAUGGUAUUGAUAAAAAAAUAUUCUAGACAUUUUUCAAUCUUAAUUAUUCAUACCGGUCCGAUUGCAAAAGAUGGCGAAAAAGAAUGUUUACAUGACGAAAUCUCAAUAAAUGUCGAUUUAUUUUCCAUUUCAUGUUUUCAAGAACAUCAACGAGAACAAAUCGCAAGAAAAUUCAUAAAUGCAAACAUCUAAUUUUAAAUUUUUUGUUGUGAAUUCGCAAAAUUCUUAAUUCCAUGAUUUCCUCUCAUUGAAUUAAUAUUAAGAUACAAUUUAAAAAAGAUGUUUCUAGAAUAUUUUUUAUCUUCGUUGCAUAACUUGUAUUAAACCCGGAGCAUAAUCUUUAAUUUAAUCCAUGUAGAAAAAAAUGGCACCUCCCUCCUAGUUAUAGAUAGUCAGGUUAGAUGACAUGCAUUGCGUUGGAGGAAAUUAAAGAACGUUCAUUGCGUUGAAGGAAAUUAAAGAACAAAGGUAUGAGAUCCUGGUUGAUUUUCAGAAUCCUAGAUCAUCAAUUCUACUGAAGGAGUAGAAUCAUACUCUUCCAUCUAGAUCUCUUGGAGUAGAUGGAUAUCUCACUAUCUCUAGGUGUAGAAUAUACCUGAAGAAACUUCUUCAGAACAUUCUCUAGAUCUCUUGGAGUAGAUUGUUAUUUCACAAUCUCUAGGUGUAGAAUAUACCUGAAGAACCUUGUCAAGAAUUACAAUCUCCAAGACAAGAUACUUCAGACCAUCUCCAGGAUAAAAA
Molecule: messenger RNA, 2897 nt
Organism: Eurytemora carolleeae
Lineage: Eukaryota; Metazoa; Arthropoda; Copepoda; Calanoida; Temoridae
Gene: ras
Product: inosine-5'-monophosphate dehydrogenase 1
Exons: 17
Coding region: 35-1606 (523 amino acids)
Biological process (GO): GTP biosynthetic process
Cellular component (GO): cytoplasm
Molecular function (GO): IMP dehydrogenase activity
Source: RefSeq, a predicted model, not a curated record